Messenger RNA from Ochotona princeps (American pika), 3826 nucleotides. It is a transcript of the gene ZNF804B, whose product is annotated as zinc finger protein 804B. Lineage: Eukaryota; Metazoa; Chordata; Mammalia; Lagomorpha; Ochotonidae. The record is from RefSeq and is a predicted model, not a curated record. Bases 1052 to 3826 code for a protein of 924 amino acids. The transcript is spliced from 2 exons. Gene Ontology annotation, cellular component: nucleus.
UUAAAAUCCAGGGACAAAGUUUAAAUAAGAAGCCUUGUGAACAGAAAAGAGUAUAUUACUGUUUACAAUACCCUCUGCGUGUCAUCUCUCUCCACAGAGACUGAAAGAAUUGAAGCAGCGGGAAUUUGCCCGAAAUGUGGCUUCCAAGUCCUGGAAGGGUGAGAAGAAGCAAGAAAGGGCCCUGAAACGCCUUCAUCAGCUGGCUGAGCUGAGGCGGCGGUCUGAGUGUGUUUCUGGAAGUGGACCAGCAUAUAAAGCCCCCAGGGUAGCCAUAGAGAAGCAACUCCAGCAAGGAAUUUUCCCAGUCAAGAGUGGCAAGAAGGUGUCUUGCGUGAAGAGCGCUCUCCUCCUCAAAGGAAAAAAUGUGCCCAGGAGCAUUUCUGACAAGCAUCGGUCCACCGUGUCUACCCGCCAGCCGCUGCACACGGACCCACGUUGUUGGCUGGGAAAUCGGACACCACAGCCACCUGCAGGGCUCAGCAAUGCAAACCCCAGGACAGGAGUGUCCUUCUCCUUUUCCAAAAAAGCUCAUCUAAAAUUAGACUCUUCAGCAUCAGUGUUCAGUGAGAACACAGAAGAAAACCAGGAUGGUAACAAGUCAUCCAUCUACAAAACAAAGCAAACCGUCCAGAACUGCAAGUGCUGCAGGUCUGCCAGUGAGGAUACGCGCUUCUCCACCAUCUCGCCACGCCAGCUGGAGAGUGUCUUACACAAGACCUUCUCCAUCAGCUCCAAAGUUUUGCAAGACCAACAUGAUUCUAUUGAUAAGACAGUAGAAGACGUCAGUGGUAUUCACUCUCCCAUCUCUACAUCUAACCUUCAUCUUUCAGAUGUAGAAUCUUCUCCUUCCAGAAGAGAAAAAGAAACCAGAAAUGCAUUGAAGAACUCUUCAGAAACCCACAUCAAUCACCCAGGCCAAACAACUGCUUCCUGCAGCCCACCAAACAUUUACAAGCACAGUGAUGCCAGGAUAUUUGAACACUUGGAUGAAUUUUCAUCACCAGAGCCAAAUGAACAAAAGAGUCUCACACAUUUGAAUCCACAAACCAGAAUGGAGGACAGGGAAAAUUUUUUAGAGGAUACAGAAAGAGUUAGUAAAAGUGUUCAAAAACUUGUAAGAGAGGGAUGUCCCCAUGAUGUGACAUCGAAAACUUUGCCUUUUCUCCAUGUUCAAAGCAAGGAUGGCCACACAACUCUCCAAUGGCCUACAGAACUUCUGCUCUUCACAAAAACAAAGCCCUGCAUUUCUUAUGGCUGUAACCCAUUAUAUUUUGAUUUUAAGCAUUCUCGAAACUCAAAGGACAGCCAUGAUCUGGAGGACUCAAACACAUAUUUGAGUAACAAGGCCCUGGAAGUGACAAUAGAGAGCCAAGUCUCCAGCUUAAUCAAAGACAGACCAAAACCAAUCCAAGAAGAUAAUCCAUCUUUGAAACCAAAGAUAAUGACAACUAAUCAAGAUGGGGAAAUUUUCCAGAAAAAAUGUCAUUUGGGUCUCAUUAAUUCCGAGUCAAAAAAUGGUGAGCAUAAUUUUAGUGCAAGUGGUUUGGAAUUGAAGAAUUCCAAAGAGCCUACUUACCUUGAUGUGUCUUUCAGCGGCUGCAUAGGAAAGAAUAAUGGCAAUAAUGAAAUCAAGGAACCUCUAAGGGCCCAUUGGCAAAGUUAUGGAAGGGUGGUUCUAAAUGAUAUAAAUGAGAGCUUAUCUUUUCCUACCAGCAUCUCCAGGACUAAAAAGCCUAAACGGAUGGCCUGUAGUUCUUCAGAGUUUGAAGAUGCUAGCCAUUUCACCUGGAAUUCCAGCGCGUUGACAGUAGGGGGACCCGGUGACCAUGGGAAGGACUUCAGUCUGAUUUUGAAUAGUAGCCACAUCAGCAUGAGCAGCAAUGUUUCUGAAUGUGGAAACCACAUUUCAAAGAGGCACUCUCCAGAGUCAUCUCUGAGUGGACAUGCUAGCCCGUCAGCCAUGUCCUCCGGCAGCGUCUCCAGCUUGAGAAGUGCUUGUUCAAGUCACAGAUCCCAUGAGGAUGGGAGAGGAAACCUGUUCUACUUCUGUAGAAGAGAACGCAAAUCAGUUGAAAGACAUAAAUGGAAGCGCAGAAGGCACGCCUGCUUCUGUGUGCCUGAUGAGAUGAGUAAGAGCACCUGCCCUCUAGCUGCAGCAAAGCAAGACGCAAACUGCAAAGUGUGGGAAUCAUGUAAGAACAAGCACUCCAAACACAGAUACUGUCACUGUAAAGAAAAACACACACAAGGAAAAGUCCAACAGUUUUCAGGACCCAAAUCCCCAAGAACCAUCCACUGUGAUUUCAGCUCACAAGAUUGGUGUGCUGGAAGCAGAGAACUGCCCAAUUGCCAGGGCCCUCGACAGAGCCGGAAGAGCUCUUGUGCAAGACAGGGACUUCAUUGCUUCAAUAAAAGCAAGAGUCAAGAGCCCUGGGUCAGUCCUCACUGCUGUGAUCUGGGAAAAGCCAAACCCAGGCAGUGCACUUGUGAAAACGGGCACUGCCUUCUCAGGCACUAUUCCAUGGGCUCUUCACAAGCCAGAGAGCCAAACUCGACAGAAGGAGACAGGACGCCCUUGACUGCCAAGAGCCUUUUAGAAAGAUUACGAACCAAGAAGUGUCAGGAACAGUCAGCUAAUGCUGAGGUCUCUUCCAACAGCUGUACAAAUCAGUCAGACUCUCAUUCACAAACCCCAUGUGAGAUUCAAGUUGUACCACCAGGCUGUAGCAGGCCAGCACUGCCUCUGUCAGAAAAAGUACGAUACAAAAGAAAUGUUCAAGUUAGUGCAGUUCACGGGACUACUGAGAAGGACACCAUCAAAAGUUUGCAGACCAAUAAUCUCACUGUUUCAGCAGACAGCAGUUGUGAUAAGCACCUUUCUAAAGGUGUAACUCCCAUAGAAGCAGGGUCUCAGCCACUAAAUGGAAUACAGAACCCAACAACGAAAGGACAAUCAACAUGUUCAACUGGUGAUGUCCAAUCUUUUAUGUCACCCUGUGACCCGAUCCCAAAUGAAUACCCUGGUGCUUUUCCAUCCAAUCGAUUUAUUAGUGUUGGUGAUGCAACGGAGACCAAAGAGGAUGCAAUAAAUAUAGACUUACAGGAUGUAAGCAUGCAAAUGAAUCUUGUUGAGGGGAAUAUAAACUCUUGCCAUGACAGAACUAUGCAGAAGCAUGACAAAGUGGAAGAUGAAUUGGAACUGCUCCAUAAAUCUCUCUCUCCCUCUUUAAUGCAACAGCCCAUAACAUUUUCUCCCGAUGAAAUAGAUAAAUACAAGCUCCUCCAGCUGCAAGCCCGGCAGCACAUGCAGAAGCAACUCCUGUCAAAGCAUCUUCGAGUCCUGCCUGGUGCAGGGGCCCCUGCCUUCUCGGCGACCUCCGCUGCGCCGCCAGGCCCCGCUCACCAGCACGCCUCCAUCACCGCAAUCCACCACACCUUCCUGCAGCACUUGGCUGUUUCUGCCUCCAUAAGUCCCCACGGCAGUCACCUCCCUAUCGCCCACCUGCGUCCCCUCUCACAGUCACAUUUUACACCUAUUUCAUUUUCAGCUCUGACUCCAGCCAUUAUCCCUGCACAUCCCACGUUCCUAGCCAGUCAUCCCCUACAUUUAGUCACAGCUGCUCCUUUCCACUCAUCUCACAUAAUGUUCCAGCCCCUUCCCCCCGCAGCACUCAUCCCCACAUUGUUAGGCUCUCACUUAAAUCCAGCCACAACUUCGAUUAUCCACUUGAAUUCUCUCAUCCAACCCAUGUUCCAAGGUCAAGAACUUUGCCAUCAUUCUUACGCAAGUCAGAUGCAACAGUUAAAUGCAGUCAAAGAGGCCUAA